This is a messenger RNA of Nothobranchius furzeri (turquoise killifish), 5573 nucleotides long. NCBI's taxonomy places the organism in Eukaryota, Metazoa, Chordata, Actinopteri, Cyprinodontiformes, Nothobranchiidae. The record is from RefSeq and is a predicted model, not a curated record.
CCUUCCUCCGGAAACUUCCGGGAGGGAAGCUUUUUGCGGUGACACCGACAUCUGGCAAGUUGUGACACAGCUGAUACAGCGAUUAAUCCACAAGUCUGUGGGACUGUUUAAAGGCAUCCUAACUGCUAAAGUUCGAUCUCCAGAUAUCAGUCGGCCCCAUGACUCUGACACACCCUGUUUACAUCUCCGACCAUGCAAGGAUGGCUUUCACCCUUGGCAUGGACUUUCUGAGCCGCAUUAAUGCUUUCAUUGAUGAGGAGGGAGUGCUCUAGUCAGAGGUCGACCUGCCUUUGACCGCGGCCCUGCCUCCGGACCUCCACUGUCUCACGGUUGGUAGCUCUGAGCAGGUGGGAACACCAUGUUCGCCACCUGGUUCAGAACUUUUGCCACCACAGAUUCAGCUACCAUCACAGUCACAAUCUGCUGAUUUCUUUAACAUAGCUGAAGCUCCUACCUCAGUAGUCGACCGAGACAAACAACACCUUGUGUUAAGUUACCAUGAUUGCCAUAAUCUUUCUCUUUCCACCAUGUGGACAGGUGAACACCUCACCAGUUACGUGGAUGGCCAGAAUCUCAGCUUUGACACUCGACUUCCACCAGAGAACUUCCUCAACGGCCAGUUCAUCGCUUGUACAGACCAACUUGCUUCUCUGGGUGCAGCAUCUGGAUUCCCCAGGUACCUACGCCAGGAUAUUGUUUGUGGACUUCAGCUCUGCAUUCAACACAAUCCUGCCAGACCUCCUCCAAGACAAAAUGUCCCAGAUGAACGUGCCUGACCCCAUCUGCAGGUGGAUCACUGACUUCCUGACAGACAGGAAACAACAACUCAGGCUGGGGAAGAAUGUCUCGGACCUACGGACCGUCAGCACCGGCUCACCACAGGGCUGUGCUUUCCCCUCUGCUCUUCUCCCUGUACACCAACAGCUGCACCUCCAAGCAUGAGUCUGUCAAACUAAUUAAGUUUGCUGACGACACCACCAUCAUCGGACUCAUCUCUAAUGGGGAUGAGUCCGCUUACAGAAUGGAGGCUGAACGUCUGGUGUCCUGGUGCAGCCACAACAACCUGGUGCUAAACACCCAGAAGACAGCGGAGGUUGUUGUGGACUUUAGGAAACACACACACCCCAUCCCCCCCUUAAACCUGUCUGACACUCCCAUCACGAUGGUGGACUCAUGUCGCUUCCUGGGCACCACCAUCACCCAGGACCUCGAAUGGGAGCCUACCAUCACCACCAUCAGAAAAAAGGCCCAGCAGAGGAUGUACUUCCUGAGGCAGUUGAAGAAAUUCAACCUAUCACCACAGUCAAUGAGGCGUUUCUACACCGCUAUCAUCGAGUCCACCCUCACCUCCUCCAUCACCGUGUGGUACGCUGGAGCUACCACCAGGGACAAGAAGAGGCUGCAGCGUGUCGUGCGCUCUGCAGAGAAGGUCAUUGGCUGCAAACUCCCCUCCAUUCAAGAUCUGUACACCUCUAGGACAUUGAGGCGUGCAGGUCAGAUAAUAGCUGACUCGUGUCACCCUGGACACAGUCUCUUCGACUCGCUCCCAUCUGGCAGAAGGCUCAGAUCCAUUCGGACCAGAACCUCUCACCACAAAAACAGUUUCUUCCCCUCUGCAGUUGGACUUUUGAAUGAAAAUCCUAGGGCAGCCCACUCAAGUUGAUUGGUCCCAGUCACGUGACCGAUGCCGUGCUUGAAACAUUCAAUAAAUACUCAGAUUAAUACCUACACGGAGUAGAUAGCUGCUUCUCUAAUUCUUGCCACUUUUUACAUUAAUAAUUUUAUCAUGAGUGUUUUAUUAGUUCUUAUAUUUGCUUAUCGCUUAAUUAUUUUUUUUCUAUCUUACCUUCUGCACCAAAAUACUGCAGCAAUUUCCUAAUGUUGUGACUUGGCACACAUACGGCAAUAAAAACUUCUGAUUCUGAUGGUGGACACAUCAUGGGCCCUGAGACCCUUGUGGCCCCCUGAUGACCCCAUCUUAAAACCACCUGAAGUGUUUGUGUCUGUUCAACUUGGCUUUUCUGUGAAUGACCUUGUCAGUCUUCAGGUCCAGCAUCCUGCUGUCAGUGGGAUGAUCUUGAACCCUUUUGACCCAAAAGCUUUUCAGCAUCUUUCACAGGGGUUUUGACUCCAUUCCAGAGCUGCAUGCUCUAUCCUGUGCUCGGGUCAUCUCUCUUUCAGGUCUUGGCCGCUUGUGCUUCGGACUGAUGGGAGAAACCAGCAUCCAUAUGAUCAGUGAUGUCCACAGAGCCUCUGUGGCCUCGACAGCUAAGAUCCUGCAGGGAUCGGGCGUCCCUCCCGAUCCAGGCGGAGCUGCUGCUGGUUGAGACGCUCCACCGAUAACUCCACACCCUGUCACAGGGAGAGCUGAUAGUGGCACAGAGACUCCAGCUGAAACCCAGUACUCUGAGGGGGGAUCUCUACCCACCGAAGGGGGGGCCGACGCACUCACUGACCUUACUCCAUUACAGAUGUCGCCCUGUAAAUCUGCUGGUGGACCCUGAUCUCUCUGAACGUGCCCGCUUGUCAACCGGGGACCUUCCCGGAAGCACAUCUGCUCCGGAUCCUCGUAAGCCUGCACCUGUCUGCAGCCUAAAACAUUCUUGGUUUCAGUCUUCAGGACAGAUGAUGUUGCUCUUGCUAGUCACAUGUCUCUGUCUGCUUUCUCAGCAGCACUAUCUAACUCGACCGUGUGGAUCUGGGUUCCACAUCCAGGGGACUCCCAGAUAUCUUUAUGUCCAUCCAUCACUUGUGGGUCCAGCCAGUUCAUUCUGGUGGCGCUGUGACUUUUUCUAGUGAGCGGGCGCUCCAGAGCCUCAUCAAUAUUCCUGUAUGUUCUUUCGUUCCUGUUCAACAGACAUGGCAUAAGAUACCAGCAGGGGGCAGUAGGACUCCUCGUGAUCUGAGGGCUUCUCUUCUUGACCUCCAGUUCGCUCCAGAUCCUGGUCACACAACAGUCACCUCUGGUAAACUGAUUAAUAACCUUUUACAGGAAAAAUCAGGUCCUGACCUACCAACUAAACCACGCUCUCCGGUCGUGUUUCUCAUUAAGAUCUCCAAAGGCAACAAAGCUCCCAUUUAUCUAUGGGUCCACAGAACCAAAUUUAAAUCGCACAAAAAUCCUAUUGAUUUAGACAUCGUUUCAACCAAAAUAGCUGACCACCAACUCGAAUUGUGCCAAAGAGGGGGUGAACUUCCGUCCGCUCUCGCUGGGUUCUCUGAUUUCGGAUCACGUGAGUCCUGUCGUGAGUAUGUGUGUGCAUGGCCUUCAUGUCUAAACAUCCUAUCAUACAGGCUUUGUGAAUUAUGGCUGUGGUCUGCUGUGGUUCCAAUAAUCAUGUGUUUUCAGAACAUAACAGUUGAAAGUGGAUGUCUCCACUACCUGGUGUGUCGAUCCAAAUUCAAUCAAUUCUUUUUUUGAUUAUUUUUAGUAGUCUUGAGUAGUCUCUUUUGAGGUUUAAUCAGGAUAACUGCCUUCAGUCAGUUAUCUUGGUACCUCACAUUUAGGGACUACUAACUCCACUGAUUUACAUUUUUAGUGUUGACUUACAUAUCUAUCUUUUUAUAGUGCUUUCGUUAGGGUAAUUGAGUUUGAGAACUUUAGGGAUUAACUUAGUUAAUUUCUCUUAAAGGGCUACAAGCCAAUUUUGCUCUUCAUUCUUAUAUAAAGCCUUUAAUUAGUGCAGGUGAUUUCUCCCAUACCAGUUAGGGUUUGAUUUCUUUUAUUGAUUUUCUUUCAUGCUUAAUGCACCACAUUUUUGACAUCACACAUAGGCAGUGCACCCACUUCUUCAGUUAAAGGUUAAAUACACAUAAUGCUAACACAUAGUACAGAGGUACUCACAGUGACAGGUUUAUAAUUUAUUUCUGUGAUUUGCAUCAAACGCAGUCUUCGUGUCUCUGCCUCACUUGCUGCUCUGCUCUUCUCACUCAUGAGCUUCACCAUUGGUCUUCGCUGCCUGAGGGACUUCACCAUCUGAGGGUCCUCUACGCCUGUUUCUGCCCGCCUGGUGUUCCUGUCGCAUGGAGCUUCACUUCGGUCGUGGUUCGAGACGUCCUGAGUGCCCUGCGCUGAGAGGUCACCUGGAGGCCAUCCGGGGGCCUACCGCUGACGGCUGGUCGUCUGUCUACAUCCUGCCCGGUUCUGUGUGGGAACACAGGCUACUUUAUCCUUUUUGCAUACGCCUUUGGUAUUAAUCAACUGCUAUUGAAAUAGCCAUCUUCUCUAGAAUUACUUUACAAUGAUCUGCAAUUGUUGACUUAACCAACUUCUCAGGAUAUGCUCCUGUCUUCACUGGGGGAGGAAACACUUACCUCUCUCCAGCCUUCACCUGGACUGCUACAGCUUCUUCAGAAAGAGAGUCCCUUCACGUCUUUGGUUGCCAACGACAGGUAGUUUUCUGCGACCACCUACCAUUGACAAAGGGGGGUCUUGUAGCAUCAUCAAGGUUCUCUGAUUUGUGGCAAAGGUCACAUUUAGCCAGCUGGGUCAAGCUGGGUCAGACUGUAACUUUCAAGUCCACAGAUUAACCAAGGAGUCAUGAUGUCUGAAGAAUAUAUCUCAUUAUCUGCAGCUGUUCCGUCCCAGAAGAAGGACACUUCAAGUUCACGAUAAUUAAAUAAUAAUAUUAAUAAACUCUUUGACUUUAUUACUGUUUAUUAUAAUCAUCAUAAAUAAUCACUUGGUUCAGUAUAAAUGUAUUUUAAUUACUGAAAUUAGUUAUUAUGCUUUGGGUAUAGUUAUGAUUAUGGUUGAUGACAGUAAUGUGUGUUCAGCAAAUCAGAAGGUCAGCUUCCACCUUAUCCAUCUAACACAGAGUUUAUCCAGAGUAAACAAUAACUGCCAACACAUGUUUUUGACACAUGACCAAAGCUUUCUUGCUGAGAGUGGGCGUGUUCUGAGGACUUUGUAAAAUAACUUGCAACAGCUUUCACGUCAGUUCUUGAACCAACCAUCCUGAGGAGACGGGUCGGCCGCCCUGACCCUCUGUCACGCUGUUCUGUCACGCCGAUAAGAAUAGCUAAGAAUAAAUGUAAACUGUAACCAGCUGAUGAAAAACUCCUUCCAGAGUUAUUGAUUUCUGAGUUAAGUUAAGAUGCAACAACUCCUUCAGAGUUAUGGACUUUGAGACGCAAAUAGUUUCAUCAGUCGUGUGACCCACAGAAACAACCCAGGACUGAUUUGGUCGCAUCAAGGUCCUUCUACCAUCCUCGUGCCCGGAGGAAAUCAUCUCCACUUGACAUCUCGGAUCCAAAAGGGGGUCUCCUGGGUGAGGUAGACACUUUUGACAGAUGACGUUUGAUGCUGUUCUCUAAGUAAACAACUCAGAUAGCUGCAAAACAUCAUUUCCAGCCCAGAACGCUUUCCUCUCUGUGAAAGAAACCUUCUGAGAAAUCCAUUCACGCAUCCAAACUCAUAUUUCCAAUUUAGCUUUCAUCCAGCCACAGGGUUGCCUUUUAAAACAAGUUUAAUAUCAAAGCUGGUAAAGAUUGUCAUUAAAUUGUCAUCCAUGAAUUGUCAUUCAAAUCUUAAAGUUUAAAAAUUGUUAGUAAUAAAAUUCUUCAUUUUUAAA